This is a messenger RNA of Microthlaspi erraticum, 219 nucleotides long. The record is from the annotation of a GenBank genome assembly. NCBI's taxonomy places the organism in Eukaryota, Viridiplantae, Streptophyta, Magnoliopsida, Brassicales, Brassicaceae.
AUGACGUCGCAGCCAUUGAGCAAGAGAAUGCUACUCUCUCCAGUAAAAUCAACAAGUCGAUGGCGACGGCCAGCAGAAGAAGCCUGCAGCGAAGAGACAAACCCGAAGAAAGUCAAGGACGUGAAGGAGAAGAAGCCGGUUGCUGCGCGGCUCCGAAGAAAAAACCGUUUCUACUCAUCCUACUUACGAAGAGAUGAUCAAGGACGAUUGUUACGUUGA